AUGGCGAAGCGCAAGGCCGAAGACGACUUCGUCCUCACCAUCAGCGACAACGAGGACCUGCCAAUCGAGGAGGAAGAGAUUGUCGCGCCGCCGAAGAAGAAGUCCAAGAAGGCCAAGUCCAAGAAGGGCGCAAACAAGGACGCGAGCGACGAUGCCGACAAGGACGAUGCUGGCAAGUGGGGAAAGCACGACGACGAUGACGGCGCCAUGGACUCGGACUUUGAGUUUAUGGUCGACAAUGCUGGCGACAUCAUGGGAGCCGAGUUCGCCGGCUGGGGCUUCGAUGGCGCAAAGAAGGGCAUGGGCGAAAAGAGGACCGUCGACCUAGAUGAGAUCAUCCGGAGGAGGAGGGAGAAGAAGGAGAAGAAGAACGAGAAGAAGAACGGCGGCAAGAAGCCAGCGAGCAAGACCCAAGACGCCGAAGAGGACGCCGAAGAGGAGGCGGCCGCUCUCGACUUGGACGACGACGACGACGAGGUGCUUGCCGAGGACGGCUUCGGAAUGGGCGUUGCUUCUGAUGUCGAAGAAUCUGACGACGGAGCUGCUGGCGACGACACGGAUGCCGACCACGACGAAGAGGAGGGAGACGAGGGAGAGGGAGACGCGUCCGAUGAUGAUUCAGUGGCUACCCCCGUUGACCAUCCCGAUGACCGUGCGAGCGACUCUGAUUCCGAGCAAGGCGAAGAUGCCGAGGAAGCCGCCAAGAGAGAAGCAUUCUUUGCCCCCGAAGAGGUCGCCAAGCCUGGCAAACAACCCGCCAAGUCAUCCUUUCAAGGCAUGUCUCUAUCUAGACCAAUUCUGCGCGGCCUUACCACAGUGGGAUUCACCAAGCCCACGCCCAUUCAGGUCAAGACCAUCCCUAUCGCCUUGGAGGGCAAGGACGUCGUUGGUGGUGCCGUGACAGGUUCCGGAAAGACAGCUGCUUUCGUUGUGCCCAUCUUGGAACGUCUCCAAUACAGACACAAGAAGAUGGCGAGCACCCGAGUUGUCAUCAUGACUCCUACUCGUGAGCUUGCCAUUCAAUGUCACGCCGUCGCGACAAAACUGGCAAGCCACACUGACAUCAAGUUCUGUCUUGCUGUCGGUGGCCUCAGCUUGAAGAUGCAGGAAGCCGAGCUCCGUCUCCGGCCAGACGUCGUGAUUGCGACACCAGGCCGUUUCAUUGAUCACAUGCGCAACUCUGCUAGCUUCAAUGUCGACACUGUUGAGAUUCUCGUCCUCGACGAGGCCGACCGAAUGCUCGAAGACGGUUUUGCCGAUGAGCUGAAUGAGAUUCUCACGACGUUGCCAAAGUCCCGCCAGACUAUGCUUUUCUCUGCUACUAUGACUUCAUCGGUUGACCGUCUCGUACGCGUUGGCAUGAACAAGCCCGUACGACUCAUGGUUGACUCGCAAAACAAGACUGUCAAGAAGCUGGACCAGAAAUUCAUCCGUCUGCGACCUGGACGUGAGGACAAGCGCAUGGGAUAUCUGGUUCACCUUUGCAAAACCACGUACACGGAGCGCGUCAUCAUCUUCUUCCGACAAAAGAAAGACGCACAUCGCGCACGUAUCAUCUUUGGGCUCUUGGGCCUGUCCUGCGCGGAGCUCCACGGCAGCUUGAACCAAACUCAGCGUAUCACCGGUCUUGAGGACUUCAGGGACGGCAAGGUGUCUUUCCUCUUGGCUACUGACGUGGCAUCAAGAGGUAUCGAUAUCAAGGGCAUCGACACAGUCAUCAACUAUGAGGCACCCCAAUCCCUGGAGAUCUACGUCCACCGUGUCGGUCGUACCGCGCGUGCUGGCCGAGCUGGUGUGGCGGUUACGAUCGCCGCGGAACCCGACCGCAAGGUAGUGAAAGCAGCCGUCAAGGCCGCCAAGGCUCAGGGAGCCAAGAUCAGCAGUUUAGUCAUUGAGGCCACCGAUGCCGACAAGUGGCAAGCUCAAAUAGAGGAGAUGGACGACGAGAUUGACGAGAUCAUGGUUGAAGAGAAGGAGGAGAAGCAGCUGGCAAACGCCGAGAUGCAGAUCAAGAAGGGCGAGAACAUCAUGAAGCACGAGGACGAGAUCAAGGGCAGACCGAAGAGGACAUGGUUCGAGACGCAGGACGACAAGAAGAAGGCUAGGGACGCCGGUCGUGCCGAGCUCAACGGGCUGAAGGACACGCUCAAGAAGAAGAAGGGCGGCAAACUCAGCAACAACGACCUCAAGAAGCUCGACGCCAAGACGGACAGGACGGAGGGGCGAGUCUGGAAGAAGGGAUCGGCGGAGCGUGCCGGAAAGGGUGCCGUGUUGAAUUUCAAGAAAGAUAAGUUCAAGAAGGGGCCAGGCAAGCCCAAGAAGAGAUAA
Messenger RNA from Truncatella angustata, 2328 nucleotides. Its product is annotated as P-loop containing nucleoside triphosphate hydrolase protein. The transcript has a single exon. Lineage: Eukaryota; Fungi; Ascomycota; Sordariomycetes; Amphisphaeriales; Sporocadaceae. The record is from RefSeq and is a predicted model, not a curated record. The coding region runs from base 1 to 2328 and encodes 775 amino acids. Gene Ontology annotation, molecular function: RNA helicase activity; nucleic acid binding; ATP binding.